Penicillium concentricum is the source of this 708-nucleotide messenger RNA. RefSeq names its product isonitrile hydratase-like protein xanA (gene xanA). The transcript has a single exon. The record is from RefSeq and is a predicted model, not a curated record. Lineage: Eukaryota; Fungi; Ascomycota; Eurotiomycetes; Eurotiales; Aspergillaceae. Bases 1 to 708 code for a protein of 235 amino acids.
AUGUCUUCUGAAUCCCCCAACAAGUACUACAAAGUCGCGGUUCUUCUGUUUCCAGGCGCAGACAUCCUCGACUUUGCAGGCCCAAUCGAAGUCUUAUCCCAUGUCUCGCACAACCGAAACCCAGAAAACCCCGACAGAAUGUUCGAGAUCAAAACUGUCGCUUGCAGCCCUGCGGUUCGUGCUGCAAGUUCACUCACCGUUCAUGCAGACCUGCUUUUGCCAGAUGCGGUUGAUCAUAUUUCGGAGUUUCAUAUCCUGGUCAUCCCAGGUGGUCCCCCGCCUGUUUUACAGCCAUUAAUGGAAAAAAACGCACCAGAGCUUAAUUUGAUUCGCAAAUUUGCAGCCCUUCCUGCAGAUACCUCCUCAGGCCCCAGAAUAUUGCUGUCGGUUUGUACCGGCUCCUUUCUGCUCGGUGCCGCAGGUUUACUCGGUGGAAUGACUGUGACAACCCACCACCAUGCGCUUGACAGACUUCGGGGUAUCUGUGCUCAGUCCAAUCCUCUGGAUGAGUCUGCCACAACUGUAUUGCACAAGCGAUAUCUUGAUGCAGGUCUCUUGAAAGGACGCGGUGUUCGACUUCUCACAGCGGGAGGCGUAAGCUCAGGCUUAGACGCCACAUGCUACCUUGUUAGUCAAUUGACAACACAUGACAUGGCGGCAUUUAUCGCUCGACUUAUGGAGUAUGAUUGGCGUGAGAUGAAAGAGUGA